AUGAAGUUUUGGAAGAGUUUAAGCAUAUUGAUCGAAGAAGCGUUGCCUGAUUGGAGUGACAAGUUUUUGUCGUACAAGGAUUUGAAGAAGCAGUUGAAGUUGAUAUACCCCAAAGAUGAGGGAGAGAAGCAGCCUAAUAAACGGCCCAUAUUGGUUUCAGCGGACGGUGGGGAUGGUGGGUGUAAAGAGGAGAGCGAGGUUUCUAAGGAGAUGAUGGAUUUCGUUUUGUUGUUGGAAGAUGAGAUGGAGAAGUUUAAUGCUUUUUUUAUUGAAAAAGAAGAGGAUUAUGUUAUCAAAUGGAGGGAGCUGCAAGAUAGAGCAGCAAAGGCCAAAGUAUCAAACGGGGAGUUAAUGAAAGUGGGGAGGGAGAUAGUAGAUUUUCAUGGAGAGAUGGUUUUGUUGGAGAAUUACAGUGCCCUUAACUAUACAGGACUAGUGAAGAUAAUAAAGAAAUAUGACAAGCGAAGCGGUGCUCUUGUUCGCUUGCCCUUCAUUCAAAAGGUCUUGCAACAACCAUUCUACAGGACUGAUGUUCUUAACAAGCUUGUGAAGGAGUGUGAGAUGGUGCUUGAUCAUCUUUUCUCCAUGAAUGAACCAUCAGCCUCACCUGAAACAACUGAUGAGAUACUAACCAAUGAGAAAGAAUGUGAAUCUGAAACUUCUAGCUCAAGUAAUCAAAGGCUGCUCAAAGCUCCGAAAGAACUUGCUGAAAUUAAGAAUAUUAAGAACAUGUAUAUGAAGCUAACAUUGUCAGCACUAUAUGUCUUGAAAGUGAUCCGGAGUGGCAGCUCAACUGUGAGCAUGUUCUCACUGCCACCUUUGCAAAAUCAUGCAUUAGAGGAUUGGAAGAGAAUUCCUGUGUUAGAACAGACAGCCAAAUAGGUUUUCAACUUGCAACGAUGGAGUUUGGAUGUGGAACACUGUUUCUCCCUCUUUUCCUUUCCCUUACAUUUUCAUUGCUGUUUUUUUUCCCCCCUUCUUCUUGUUUUUCAUACGUAUACUGCUGCUGGAUACAAGCCAAGCUUUUAUAUCCUUAAAUCCAAUUCUCAUUUGAACUUGUAUGAACUUUUCCUGUAGGAAAUUUUAAAUACCGGCACAUUUGGUUUUGAUCUUUCUUGUAUACUGAUAAUAUUUUAGUAUUACACAUGUUUGGUUGCAGU
Molecule: messenger RNA, 1160 nt
Organism: Durio zibethinus
Lineage: Eukaryota; Viridiplantae; Streptophyta; Magnoliopsida; Malvales; Malvaceae
Product: SPX domain-containing protein 1-like
Biological process (GO): cellular response to phosphate starvation
Source: RefSeq, a predicted model, not a curated record